AUGGCUCCCAAGAAGACCACCACCCGCGCUCCCCAGGAGAACAUCUCCCUCGGACCCUCCGUUCGCGAUGGCGAGCUGGUCUUCGGCGUUGCCCGUAUCUUCGCCUCCUUCAACGAUACCUUCGUCCACGUUACCGAUCUGAGUGGCCGUGAGACCAUCACCCGUGUUACUGGUGGUAUGAAGGUCAAGGCCGACCGUGACGAGUCCUCCCCCUACGCUGCCAUGUUGGCUGCCCAGGACGUCGCUGCCCGCUGCAAGGAGCUUGGCAUCAACGCUCUUCACAUCAAGAUCCGUGCCACUGGUGGUAACGGUACCAAGACCCCCGGUCCCGGUGCCCAGUCCGCUCUCCGUGCCCUCGCCCGUGCUGGCAUGAAGAUCGGCCGAAUUGAGGAUGUUACCCCUACUCCCUCCGACUCUACCCGCAGAAAGGGUGGUCGCCGUGGUCGUCGUCUCUAA
Fusarium subglutinans is the source of this 456-nucleotide messenger RNA. Its product is annotated as 40S ribosomal S14 protein. Gene Ontology annotation, cellular component: ribosome; cytosolic small ribosomal subunit. NCBI's taxonomy places the organism in Eukaryota, Fungi, Ascomycota, Sordariomycetes, Hypocreales, Nectriaceae. Gene Ontology annotation, molecular function: mRNA 5'-UTR binding; structural constituent of ribosome; small ribosomal subunit rRNA binding. The record is from RefSeq and is a predicted model, not a curated record. The transcript has 4 exons. Gene Ontology annotation, biological process: translation; maturation of SSU-rRNA from tricistronic rRNA transcript (SSU-rRNA, 5.8S rRNA, LSU-rRNA); ribosomal small subunit assembly. The coding region runs from base 1 to 456 and encodes 151 amino acids.